Messenger RNA from Sphenostylis stenocarpa, 684 nucleotides. The record is from the annotation of a GenBank genome assembly. Lineage: Eukaryota; Viridiplantae; Streptophyta; Magnoliopsida; Fabales; Fabaceae.
AUGGAGAAUGAAUCAAAUAACUUGGACCAACAGGAAUCAAGUAACUGGGAAUCAGAUAACUGGAGUAUACAAGAAGAAUCAAAUGAUUGGGAAUCGAAUGAGCAUGAAUAUCAACAAAAUAACUGGGAACCGAAUGAGCAUGAACAAGAAGAGAAUAACUCGGAAGCAAAUGAAGAACAAUCCCAUAAUUGGGAAUCAGAAAGCUGGAAUGAAUCAGAAAAUUGGAACGAGUAUGAAUACAAUAACUGGGAUGAGCAGGAACAAGAUUACAAUGAAUGGGAUGGUACCUUCAAAGAUGUUUACCGUUGCUACCCUCUCUCUGCUAUUGAUAAGAUAAAUCUUGAAAAUGGUGGUAAAAUUAUCAUGCCCCCUUCAGCUCUGAGUCUACUAAUGUAUUUGGAGAUAGAGUAUCCUAUGUUAUUUGAGCUGACAAAUCCCUCUACUGAGAAAGUUACUCACUGUGGAGUUCAAGAAUUCACUGCUGAUGAGGGGAACAUGUAUAUGCCCAAAUGGAUGAUGGAAAACAUGAACCUAGAAGAGGGAAGCAAUGUGAAUGUGAGAAGCAUCCAACUUCCAACAGGAACAUUUGUGAAGUUGCAACCUCACACUAAAGACUUCUUGGAAAUGUCCAAUCCAAAAGCUGUGUAUGAAUUGUCACCAUAUAAUCUUUCACAAAUCUCAUAA